CCCAUUAUAGUUCACUGUGCUAUUUCAGGGUUAAUAAAGCAGCCAUCACACUGGAUCGUGGAAUUCAUCACUGGCUUUGCUCCAGGCUGCUGUGGCUCCUGUCUCAUCCACUCCCAAUCUCUGUCCCUCCCCUUCCCUUCCAGUGAAACAUUGCCUACUGAGUCGAUUGUCCUGUCAGGGUUUGGUUUACUCUCUCUGGUCUAUUCUGCAAAUCACUGUGUUGUCUCUUGUGUGUAACGUGAGCGGAGUGUGGACGUGGCGUCCCUGUGUGUAUGUGCAUAUGGCAUGUGAUGGCUCCUACACAGUGGUUAUCGUCCCUCUGCAGAACAGCCUGGAUAGCUUGGACGCACUGCGAUUCUUCAACUGGAUGAAGAAACUGCGUGAUCUGGAGAGAGAGAAGGACAGUCUGUGGAUUGGACUGCAGGUCCUGGAACAGGCUCGGUUCUGGUAUCAGCACCAGCUUGAUCACGUCUCGCAGAGGCAUGCAAGGAUUGGCACAAGAAAGCAUGAUGAGAAAGACGAGGGUUGGUCGUGUGCGUUACGCUCCUCCAUGCAGCGUGUGAAUGGAAGCCUGGGCAGUUUGCUGAACAAUGCCUAUGUGUCUAGUGCAGCCCCUGAUGAGAAGGAAGGCUCAGACUGGUAUCUGCGCUGGACCAAUGCCACACUCACCCAGGAGGUGAGUCAAAAGAAUGGCAGGAUUUCAAUGUUGGAGUUUGAGAAACAGACACUCAUUCAACAACAGGAUGGAAUGCACUACUUCUGAGGACACACACACACACCUUUGUAAAAUAGUCUUGAAUGUGCUUCUGAAUGUACUUUUAACACACAACCACAAUCUGUGGCUUUACUUACUGUAACAGUUGUAAAUAUGUUUGGAAAAUUGUCAUUUAAUAUAAUAUUCUUUGUUUUUUCUUACUUUAUAGAGUUAGAUGGUGUCCCUUGACUAUAAAUGUGAAUUGUGAAUUUUUAUGGCUGUUCAUACUUUAUUAAAUAAACUAUUUGGUUUAUUGUGGCCAAAGGCAA
Molecule: messenger RNA, 1023 nt
Organism: Neoarius graeffei (lesser salmon catfish)
Lineage: Eukaryota; Metazoa; Chordata; Actinopteri; Siluriformes; Ariidae
Gene: sapcd1
Product: suppressor APC domain containing 1
Exons: 4
Coding region: 281-763 (160 amino acids)
Source: RefSeq, a predicted model, not a curated record